Drosophila biarmipes is the source of this 2905-nucleotide messenger RNA. RefSeq names its product probable malonyl-CoA-acyl carrier protein transacylase, mitochondrial (gene beg). NCBI's taxonomy places the organism in Eukaryota, Metazoa, Arthropoda, Insecta, Diptera, Drosophilidae. The record is from RefSeq and is a predicted model, not a curated record. The coding region runs from base 1342 to 2481 and encodes 379 amino acids. The transcript has a single exon. Gene Ontology annotation, molecular function: transferase activity.
GUGGUGCGUCACGUCAUCUCCGGUGUCUGACUUUGCCGGCGGCUUUGUCGUUCACCUCUGCCAAUCCUCGUCCUCGCCCUCAUCCAAUUCCUCUGCCAGCUCCUUUGGCCUGCCGAAGGGUAACUCUUUCGCCCUGAGUUCAAAAAACUCUGCAAAUGCCUCGCUGGGAUCGCAUUUCAAAUUAGAAAUUCUUUUUUUCGUGGUUCCGAGUAGCACAUGGCCCAAAAGCUUACCCAUUCGUUUCGGCAGGGGGACUUUAAAUAUCUUUAAUUUGUGUCUUCAUGGGGGUUAAAAAAUUGAAUGUGAAAAUAUAAAAAAAUCUUAGGGCAUUGACCAUCAAAGAUAGUAACCGAUUUUCCCUUUCGCAAGCGGUUUUCACAUUUUUUUUUUAAAUGUUAUGAUUUUAAAUUGUUUAAUUAUUUAUUGAAGUCAUAAGGGUUGAUGAUAUAUUAGCCAAUAAUUUUUCGUGCCGAAUCUCGGGGUAAAACUUUAUAGGUGAAAUCUCUUACAAAAUAUUGUGCUAAAAAGUAUGCUAUGCAAGAUUUAUUCUGAAAACCCCCUCUUAACCAAGUUCUGGCUACGCCACUGGCGACUGUUUGCACUUAUUGGUUCAUCCGAGGAUCUGCUUGCCACUUGAAUGAUUAACUGAUCAUAAAAUGAUAUUUCUUAAUUUCUUAUCCCCUUAAUAGCAAAAAACAGCGGCUAAAUUUCUUAUGAAAAUUUGCUUUCUAUAUAAAUUGAAAAAUAAACCCUUAAUUUUGGACCACUAGUGAAGCUGUGGUUAGCAACAUACUUCACAUACCGAGUAGUCAUAAUGACUCAUGGAAACACCAUUCCUAUUUCGUCAUGACUGUCAAUGACCAACUAAUGGCCUAGCAACAUAAAUCAAGUUUGGCUAUAAAUAGUGCCAAAAGAAAACGGCCCCUAAAUACUAUUAAUGAAAGAGACGACGGUCAGUGAGUAAGAUGACAGGUGAAAUUCCCAGUAGUGGUAAUCUUUUCUUUGAUCAGUGCUCAUUGGGCACAUCAUCUUCAAAGUUCCAAGAAGUCUUUUUAAUAACUUUAAAAAUGAUAUAAGGGCUAUUUUGUGGUUAUUGCGAUAACAUCCAUAACUGAGAGUGUUUGUCAUGUUUAAAAGGGAUUGUACAAAUACAAGUGGUCCAUAUGCGUUUUACACUAAGAACCGCCAAAAUUUGAAUUUCGAAAUGUUCCAAAUUUGGUUGUUGGUCUAAAACAACCGAUAACAUUUAGUACACAGUAAUCGAUAAAGCCAUCGGUUAGACCAUCUCAUCUCCAAUCAGAUGUUUUACGGUUACGUUAUGCCGCGCAAUCCUGUAGAGAAAUGUUGGCCGCCCGCAGAUUACUACGAGAGCCGCGGAUUUCCGGCACCCUGAGCUGGUCCCGCUGGAGCAGCGAUGCCGCCAAGGCAACCACAGAAGCCUCCGUUCUGGCCGAAAGCUUGGAGAAGCGACAGCAACUGCUCAGCGAGCUGGCGGAACCACUGGAUCAGCGAAGCCGGCCCACCAUCGAUCCCAAAGAAACGAGUGUGGUGCUCUUCCCUGGCCAGGGCACACAGUACGUGGGCAUGGGCAAGGAGCUGCUGCGAUUCCCCGGCGCCCGACGCAUCUUCGAGCUGGCCAACGAGGUGCUAAAGUACGAUCUGCUCAAAAUCUGCCUGGAGGGACCGCGUGAGAAGCUGAAUCGCACCGAGCACGCCCAGCUGGCUGUGAUGGUGUCGUCGCUGGCGGCCCUGGAGCAGUUGCGCGAGGAGCGGCCCAAGGCCAUCGAAACGUGUGUGGCCGCCGCCGGCUUCAGUCUGGGCGAGAUUACGGCCUUGGUGUAUGCAGAUGCCCUGCCCUUCGACAAGGCUCUGCGACUGGUGCAAGUCCGAGCCACCGCCAUGCAGGCGGCGUGCGAUCAGGCAGCUGGGGCCAUGGCCAUGACGAUCUACGGACCGGACACCAAUCUGGGCGAGGCCUGUGCCCGUGCGCAGCAGUGGUGCCUGGACAAGGGAGUGGAGUCGCCCUACUGCGGCGUCGCCAACUACAUGUACCCGCACUGCAAGGUGGUGGCCGGCAACGUGGAGGCCCUCGAGUUCCUGGAACAGAACGCCAAAGCCCUCAAGAUUCGGCGGAUGAAGAGAUUGGCUGUGAGCGGCGCCUUCCACACGCCGCUGAUGCAAAGCGCCGUGGAGCCCUUCACCAAGGCCCUGAAAUCAGUGCGGCUGCAGGAUCCCGUCAUCCGGGUUUACUCCAAUGUGGACGGGAAGCCCUAUCGCCAUGCCAAGCACAUUCUCACCCAGCUGCCCAAGCAAAUCGUACGCGCAGUCAAAUGGGAACAGACGCUCCACGAGAUGUACGAGCGCAAGCAGGGCGUGGACUUUCCACGCACCUUCGAAUGUGGUCCUGGCAAGGGACUCGUCCAGGUCCUGGAGAAGGUGAACGCGAAGGCCGCUCAGUCCAGCAUAAAUGUUAUAGCUUAACUUUGUACAUAUAAACAGGCAGUUUGCUUUUAUAAAAAUGUAUAUUUUCUCGGCUAAAAGGAAACAAAAACUUUUGAGUUAUUGGCCUGCGGCAGAUCCUAACUCUUGUCGUCUCGCGAACGCAUUCGAUGUGCGAAGGCUGCGCCCUUGUUCUUGCGGAAGCUCUCGAAGGGAUCAUGCAUAUUGGCACCCACGCCCUGUGGAUCAAGGUGAUUAGAAAAGGGUUCCUUGUGCAUCAGAAUUCCACCUUACCUUGUACAUUUCGCGACGAUCGCGCACCUCACCGCCCGAAAUCGGCGUAUCUAUGCCCUGGUUCUUUGAGCCCAGUCCUGUGCCAGUGCCCGCCCAGCCCAUUUUCAUGAGCAUUUGGUGGCCCUUGUUUGAUUCCUCGAUGAACUCCUGAGGCUUGGCGAAGGUGCUUCCC